GAGCUGUUAUGGCGGGGGAACUUUUGUCGUUAGGAGUACAAAAGCUUUGUGUUUUACUGAGCCAAGAAAUUGCGCAUUUUCAAGGAGUUGUUGAUCAAGUGGCGGUACUAAAAAGAGAUCUAAAUUUGUUAAAUGCAGAUGCAAAGAAACAUACAAGUCCCGAGGUGAAAACCUGUUUGGAGGAUAUCAAAGAGAUUAUUUGUGAUGCAGAAGAUAUAAUCGAAACCUUUUUUCUUAGAGAAAAAUUUGGAAAAACAAGCGGCGUCAGGAAACGUAUCAGAAGACUUGCUUGUGUUAUUCCAGACCGUAGGAAGAUUGCACUAGAUAUUCGAGGCUUAGAUAAGAGGAUCUCCAAGAUGAUUAAAAAUAUGCAAAGUUAUGGAGUACAAGAAACUAUUGCAGAUAGCAGGUACGUGCAACCUCUACAUGAUAGAAAAAGGGAGAAGCGACAAGAAUUUCCGAGGGAGAACGAAAGUGAUCUCGUGGGGCUAAAAGCAAAUGUUGACAGAUUGCUUAGUUAUUUGGUGGAGGAAGAUAAUGUUCAAGUGGUUUCCAUGACGGGGAUGGGUGGUCUUGGGAAAACCACCCUGGCUAGACAAGCUUUCAAUCACGAGAUGGUUAAAAAAAAGUUUGACAAACUCGCGUGGGUCUGUGUUACACAAGUUUGUGACCGGAUGAAUGUGUGGCAAGCAAUCUUGCAGAAUUUCAAACCCAAAGAAGAGCAACAGAAAAUCAUGGAUAUGAAAGAAACUGCACUCCACGAAGAACUCUUUCAAUUGUUAAAAACAUCUAAAUCAUUAAUUGUCUUUGAUGACAUAUGGAAAGAAGAAGACUGGGACGUAAUCAGGAAAAUAUUUCCACCCGAAAAAGGUUGGAAGGUGCUAAUUACUUCUCGAAAUGAGAAUGUCGCCAGAUGUGGAAAUACAUCAUUUAUCAACUUUAAACCAGCAUGUCUAACUAAUGAAAAGAGUUGGACACUUUUCCAGAGAGUAGCAAUGCCAAGGAAAGAUGCAUCCGAAUUGGAGGUUGAGAUGGAAGAGACUGAAGAGAGGAUAAAGAUGGAAAAGAUGGAAAAGAUGGGUAAGCAAAUGAUCGAACAUUGUAAGGGAUUGCCUUUGGCUAUUAGAGUGUUAGGAGGCUUAUUGGGUGAAAAUUACACACUGCACAACUGGGAACGAGUAUCUAAGAAUAUUGGAUCUCAUCUCGUGGGAAGAAAUGAUGUCAACGACCACAACAAGAAUUCAUUGAACUAUGUGUUGUCUCUGAGCUUUGAAGAGUUGCCUAGUUAUUUGAAGAAUUGCUUCCUCUACCUGGCCCAUUUUCCAGAAGAUUAUGAAAUAGAUAUAGAAAAUUUGUCCUAUUGCUGGGCUGCAGAAGGAAUAAUCAGGUAUAAUGAUGGAGAGAGCAUUCGAGAUGUUGGGGAUACCUUCAUUGAGGAGUUGGUGAGGAGAAAUAUGGUUAUUUCCAAAAGAGACAUUACGACUGAGAGAUUUGAAACCUGUCAACUUCAUGACUUGAUGAGAGAAAUUUGUUUGUCGAAAGCCAAAGAAGAGAACUUCGUGCAAUUUGUCGGUAUCAACUCCGAGACCACACACUCUCAGUCUCUUAGUACAUCUCGAAGAUUUGUCUCACAUUAUCCGACUAAAUUACAUGUUGAGAGAGAGAUAAAUAAUUUAAAGGUUCGAUCUAUCGUCAUUAUCAAGAACGAGUCAUAUAGCUGGAAGCUUUCAGGUUUAAGCUUUACGAGGUUACAACUCCUGAGGGUAUUACAUCUCUAUUCAGCAGAAUUUAAAGGAGGGAAAUUACCCAAAAGCAUUGGAAAGCUCAUCCACUUAAGAUAUCUGAACUUAGAAAAAGCAUGGGUAUGUCAUCUACCAUCUUCUCUAAAAAAUCUGAAGUUGCUGAUUUACCUAAAUUUAGAUGUACUCGAACCAUCAUGUAUAUUCGUGCCCAAUGUCUUGAUGGGGAUGAAAGAGUUGAGAUACCUUGCAUUACCACGGGAUAUGCAUAAGAAGACAAAGCUGGAGCUGAGUAAUCUAAAAAAAUUGGAGACAUUGAAGAAUUUCUCAGCAGAGAAUAGCAGCUUUAGAGGAUCUCCGUGAUAUGGCCAGAUUGAGGACUCUUGGAAUCAAAUUAAUUGGUGAGACAAGUUUACAAACUCUAUCAGCAUCAAUAGGUGGAAUGAGUCACCUGGAAAAUCUUGAUAUAGAGUAUAAAGGGGAUAAGGGGACCAGAGAUUGGGGAACUCUAUUGGAAUCCAUUAAUCUCAAACAGCUGAAGUUGAGUAUAAACGCUCCAUUGUUAUCUGAUGUACUACAGUUCCCUUCUUGCCUUACAAGCCUCUCUAUGUCUAAUUGUCGUUUGGAGGAGGAUCCCAUGCCUAUUCUAGAGAAGCUGCUUCAGUUGAAAGAGCUUACUUUAUGGGAUUUUUCAUUCUGUGGGAGGAGAAUGGUUUGCUCGGCCGGUGGGUUUCCUCAAUUGCAGGAUCUGGGAUUAAAUGGGUUAGCGGAGUUGGAAGAGUGGAUACUAGAAGAAGGCUCCAUGCCUCUUCUUCAUACUCUCGAUAUUUUGGGUUGUCCUAAGUUAAAGGAGCUUCCUGAUGGACUACGAUUCAUCACUUCCUUAAAAAUUCUGUUUUGCUCUGGUAUGGGAGAGGAAUGGAAUGAGAGAUUGUCGGAAGGAGGAGAAGAUUAUUACAAAGUCCAACACAUCCCUUCCGUUCAUUUCCGUUAAUAUCCUUAAUGAGGCUCUCAGCAAUUACAAACAAUGCACCAGGUUUGAGUGACGAUACUCAAAUCAUUGGUUUGUGGAGUUUUCGUUCAAUUUUAAGCAUCUUCGCUUCUCCUUCUGGAAACUUUUUGUUUGUGUUGUCCAUAUCAUGUUUAGUUGACGACAAACAUAUACUUGAUCCAUUUCAGCUGCAUUUCAACUUGUUUCUUUGAUUUCUGUUUCAGCACCAUUUAUAGGCCAACUGAAAGUGCAGAUGGUAGCUAUCACUCACCAUCUUGUAUAAGGAAUUCAACUUUGGACCUCCGAUCUUAAUGACUCAGCUUGAGCAUCAUCUAUGGAGAAAAAAUAUUUAAAUUUUUAUGAUUAGUUUUACGUCCGAUCAA
Thlaspi arvense is the source of this 3113-nucleotide messenger RNA. Lineage: Eukaryota; Viridiplantae; Streptophyta; Magnoliopsida; Brassicales; Brassicaceae. The record is from the annotation of a GenBank genome assembly.